This is a messenger RNA of Sycon ciliatum, 3613 nucleotides long. RefSeq names its product alanine--tRNA ligase, cytoplasmic-like. The coding region runs from base 55 to 3045 and encodes 996 amino acids. The record is from RefSeq and is a predicted model, not a curated record. Lineage: Eukaryota; Metazoa; Porifera; Calcarea; Leucosolenida; Sycettidae. Gene Ontology annotation, biological process: alanyl-tRNA aminoacylation. The transcript has 22 exons. Gene Ontology annotation, molecular function: aminoacyl-tRNA deacylase activity; ATP binding; nucleic acid binding. Gene Ontology annotation, cellular component: mitochondrion; cytoplasm.
AUCAUUCUAUUGUUGCCUUUUGCAUUGUGAUUAUUUUAUAGUUGGGUAAAUGGCAUGCUUCUGAGACCACUAGCUCUCUUGUCUCGCAGUCAGGUGGCGAAUAAUAGCAGAAGAUACUUCUUUCAGUCUGCGCAACGCCGUUGCCUCCCUGCUCACGAGCGGGUCAUGGAUUCCAGCCUGACUUCUGCCCAGAUCCGCAAGAUCUUCGUUGACUUUUUUCUGGAGAAAUGUGACCACAUUUAUGUUCACUCGAGCUCCACCAUCCCGCACGAUGACCCUACACUAUUGUUUGCCAACGCCGGCAUGAACCAGUUUAAGCCACUUUUCCAGGGCACAGUAGACCCCAAGAGUGAUAUGGCCAAGUACCGUCGUGUUGUCAACAGUCAAAAGUGCAUCCGUGCAGGUGGAAAGCACAAUGAUUUGGACGACGUUGGAAAGGACACUUACCAUCACACUUUCUUUGAAAUGCUUGGUAACUGGUCUUUCGGUGACUUCUUCAAGAAAGAGGCCAUCGAAUGGGCCUGGUCCCUACUUGUAGAUGUGUACAAACUUCCUAAGGAACGAAUGUAUGUGACCUACUUUGAAGGUGGCAAUGGUGUUCCUGUCGAUGAUGAAGUGCGUCAGAUCUGGCUGGAUCUAGGGCUUCCUGAAGACCGCGUGUUGCCGUUUGGAAUGAAGGACAACUUCUGGGAGAUGGGUGAUACUGGCCCAUGUGGUCCAUGUACCGAGAUUCACUUUGACCGAAUUGGUGGUCGCAAUGCCGCCCACCUUGUCAACAUGGAUGAUCCCGAGGUUUUAGAAAUCUGGAACUUGGUCUUUACACAAUUCAACAGAGAGGAUGAUGGCUCGCUGCGGCCGCUGCCAAAGAAGAACUGUGACACUGGUAUGGGUCUGGAGCGUAUCGCAUCCGUUAUCCAGGGCAAGAUGUCCAACUAUGAUACAGAUCUCUUCAUGCCCAUCUUCGAUGCCGUUCAAAAGAUAACGGGCACACGCCCUUACUCUGGCUUGGUCGGUGAGGCUGACACAGAUGGUAUUGACAUGGCAUACCGUGUGCUCGCUGAUCAUGUGCGUACCCUUGUCAUUGCACUAAGUGAUGGUGGUCGACCGGAUUCUGUUGACAGAGGGUAUGUUCUGCGGCGUAUUCUGCGGCGUGGUGUUCGUUACGCCGCAGACAAGUUGAAUGCGCCACCUGGCACGUUUGCUAGCCUUGUCCCAAUUGUUUGUGAAUCACUGGGUGAGUUCUUCCCUGAAGUGAUGCGUGAUCCGCAAACGAUUAUGGAUAUCAUUAAUGAAGAGGAGACCCAAUUCUUGAAGACAUUGUCUCAUGGCCGUAGAAUGUUCAACCGUUCAGUGGCCAGCGUGGAUGGUGGAGUGAUUCCAGGUAACGUUGCUUUCCGUCUGUACGAUACGUAUGGCUUCCCCAUUGACUUGACUCGCCUCAUGGCCCAAGAAAGAGGUCUUGCCAUCGACGAAGAAGGCUUUCAAAAGGCCAAGAAGGAUAACCAGGAACUGUCCCGUGCCAAUCAGAAGGGAGCAGCUGAAGCAGUAGUGUUGGAUGUUCAUGCUGUUGCAGAGCUUGCACAGUCUGGUAUUCAAGCUACAGAUGACUCUCUCAAGUAUAACUACCGUGGUGAUGACAACGGAAACUACACUUUCGAGGGAUGCAUCGCUGAAAUCAAGGCAUUGCGUUGCAACAAGAGCUUUGUUGAGGAGAUCACGCCUGGUCAAGAAGCAAGCAUUAUCCUUGAUCAGACCUGCUUCUAUGCUGAGCAGGGAGGUCAACAGUUUGAUGCUGGAUUCAGCACUAAAACAGAUGAUGAGGACUGUGAGUUUGUGGUGGCAAACACGCAGGUAGUCAAUGGCUAUGUGUCACACAUUGGCAAGAUGGAGGGCACUCUGAAAGUUGGAGACAAAGUUCGACUGGCCAUUGAUGAGAAACGCCGCCGUCGCCUCAUGAACAAUCAUACUGCAACUCACUUGUUGAACUAUGGUCUGCGACAAGUUCUCGGUGAUGCCGACCAGAAGGGUAGCUCGGUCGCUCCGGACCGCUUGCGCUUUGACUUCACCGCCAAGAAGGCAAUGACACCUGAUCAGCUGAAACAGUGUGAGAAAAUUGUGCAGGAGAUGAUAGCAACUAAGAAGGGUGUCUUUGCCAAAGAAUCCCCUCUGGAUCAAGCCAAGGAAAUCCAAGGACUGCGCGCCGUAUUCGGUGAAGUGUACCCAAACCCAGUACGAGUUGUAUCUGUAGGAAUUGAGGUGGAACAGCUACUCAGUGACCCCUCCAGUCCUGCUGGCUCAGUCACAUCCAUUGAGUUCUGCGGUGGAACCCAUCUACAUGGAAUUGGGCACAUGGAUGCGUUUGCCAUUGUUACCGAGGAGGCCAUUGCCAAGGGUAUCCGCCGUAUUGUGGCAGUAACCAGCAAGGAGGCCCAUGGUGCAAUCAGCCGAGGACAAAUGCUGGAAAAGAAGGUGGAGGACUUGUGCGGUGAGAUUGCCGGCAAGAAGAACGAUCCUGACUUCAACUAUCUUGCUUACAGCAAGAAAAUCAAUGAGUUGAAGGAUGCACUCUCCGAGCAGGUCAUACAGACAUGGUUGAAGGAUGAGCUAAGGUCAAAGCUGCAAGUUUCGAAGAAAAUCACUGUGGACGCGGAGCGCGCAGUUGCCAAGAAGAAUGCUGCCAUGGUUAUUGAAGCGAUAAAGGAGAAACUCCCGGAGGCCAAUGGCAAGCUACUGGUUGUCUUGGUACCAUUCACCGGCGACGCUGUCAGCGAGGGUGUCAAGUACGCUAGGAAGGAUGCUGCUGCUCCCAACACCAUGGUGAUUGGUGUGAGCGACGGCAAUGUCACCUGUAGCUGUUUUGUCAACAAGGCUGGUAUAUCUCAGGGUUUGAAAGCCAGUGAGUGGGUCAAUGAACUGCAAGGCACUGUCGGUGGCAAGUGCGGUGGCAGCCCGCAGACUGCCAUGAUCAAUGGUGCUAGUACUAGCGAUGCCAAUGCUGUCGUGGAGUUGGCCCAACGCUUUGCCGAGCAGAAGCUUACAGCGUAGUAUAUUGUCACAGCGUGUACUUCUGAAUUCUGCCAGCUUCAUCAUGCACUGGAAGCACUUGCCUGCAUGCCUGCCUGCCUGCAUGCCUCAGACAAACCAUAGCAAGAACAAAACCCGUUCUUCUUCUUUCUCUAAUUAUUUUUUAUUCGUUGCGCAAUAAUAAAUAUCCGGGUACCUACAGAUCUUGAUUGCAUAGUGCUGAGGUUCAUUUGUACAGUUGUAGCUCGGCGCUAUUGCACUAUUGUACCAUUCUAUUAUGGUGCAGUGGUACUGCCGUCACCGUCACCGUUGCCACCAGGCUAGCUGCUCUCUAGCUUACUAGCUAAUUGUAUUCAUACAGUCACAUGACGUCAUACAACAGUAGUGUGCAGGCCCACAACAACUGUCUAACCACUCCCCCUCUAAUGCUGCUGCCAAUGCUGCCAAUGCUGCUGCUGACAAGCCAAUGCUGUAUUUUUGCUUGUCCUCGUUCUAAACAUUAUAUCUUUGGUUUCACCUCUUUUUGCACACAAGUAUUAGCUGCUGGCAAUGGCACCUGCCAUAGAAUACAGUUAUGAAUCUCCGUGUA